Molecule: messenger RNA, 2556 nt
Organism: Pangasianodon hypophthalmus (striped catfish)
Lineage: Eukaryota; Metazoa; Chordata; Actinopteri; Siluriformes; Pangasiidae
Gene: stub1
Product: STIP1 homology and U-Box containing protein 1
Exons: 8
Coding region: 404-1264 (286 amino acids)
Biological process (GO): protein quality control for misfolded or incompletely synthesized proteins; cellular response to misfolded protein; positive regulation of proteolysis
Cellular component (GO): cytoplasm; Z disc
Molecular function (GO): protein-folding chaperone binding; ubiquitin protein ligase activity
Source: RefSeq, a predicted model, not a curated record
GUUACGUAACCCCGAGGUUUCUGUUAUGGCCGCCGGACGUCAUGUAACCAAAACAAGCUGCAAGAUGAUACUGUGUUAUUUUUUUACGGUGAUGUCUGAAUUUCUGUAGUUUUGGAUGAACAUGGCAACAUUUUUGAAUAUUUUUCUUCCAUAAUGGGUUUAGUAAUUAUAUAACCGAAGGCAGAGAAAAGAGAGAGCGAGAGAGAUAAGAGUAAUUUACCUCGGCAGGAACAGAGCUAGUUAGCAUUAGCGUUAGCAUUAGCGGCUGUGGCUCGGCGGUGUAACCGGGGCAGGAGGUGCUGCAGUCGGGGAGAGAGCUGUGUUUACAACCGCUGAAGAGACGGGGAACAGGAUUGGGAAGCAGCAGGGGGAAGCGGCGGCCGGUGCCGAGCCCGUGGAGAAGAUGGCAGGCAGCCCGGAGAAGAGCUGCUCCUCAGCUCAGGAGCUCAAAGAGCAUGGCAACCGCCUGUUCCUCUGCAGGAAGUACCAGGAGGCCGUCACCUGCUACAGCAAAGCUAUUAACCGGAACCCAUCAGUAGCGGUGUACUAUACUAAUAGAGCGCUGUGCUACGUGAAGCUGCAGCAGUAUGAUAAGGCAUUGGCUGACUGUAAACACGCGCUGGAGCUCGACAGCCAGUCAGUGAAAGCACAUUUCUUCCUGGGUCAGUGUCAUCUGGAGCUGGAGAACUAUGAAGAGGCUAUCGGAAAUCUACAAAGAGCGUAUAACCUGGCUAAAGAGCAGCGUCUGAACUUUGGCGAUGACAUUCCCAGCGCCCUGCGUUACGCCAAGAAGAAGCGCUGGAACAGCAUGGAGGAGAAGCGCAUCAGCCAGGAGAACGAGCUGCACGCCUAUCUCACCAAACUCAUCCUGGCUGAGAGGGAGCGGGAACUCGAAGAUUACAGAGAGAAGCAGGGUGACGACAAUCUGAGCGACAGUGACAUCAGCAAAAUCAAAACCAAACAUGAUAAAUAUCUGAUGGACAUGGAUGAGCUCUUUUCCCAAGUGGAUGAGAAGAGGAAGAAGCGAGAGAUCCCUGACUAUUUGUGUGGAAAGAUCAGCUUUGAGCUAAUGAGGGAACCGUGCAUCACACCGAGUGGCAUCACAUACGACCGCAAAGACAUUGAGGAGCACUUACAGCGUGUCGGCCAUUUUGACCCUGUGACCCGAAGUCCCCUGACCCAGGAUCAGCUGAUCCCUAACCUGGCCAUGAAGGAGGUGAUCGAUGCCUUUAUCCAGGAGAAUGGCUGGGUGGAGGACUACUGAAAAAACACACACACACACACACACACACACACACACACAUACACACACACACAGAGAGAUGGGGUGUGAGGGUGGGUCAGAGCUGCUUCUGGAUGUACGUGUGCACUUUAAACAGGGGAACUUCGCUCUGACACGCCCCCUAAUGCUGGACUCUCUCAGGUCUCCCUCUAUCUAUAUAUCUGUGUCUUAUUCUGUCUGUUUUAUCUCCAUCUGUGUAUCCUAUCUCUCUCUCUCUCUCUCUCUCUCUCUCUCUCUCUCUCUCCAUCUGUCUCUGUCUCUCUCUCUCUCUCUCUCUCUCCAUCUGUCUCUGUCUCUCUCUCUCUCUCUCUCUCUCUCACUGUCACUUUAAACUCAUACUUGUGCCACAGACCUGUUGUAGGUUUUUCUCACUCACUCUCUGUCUCUGUUCUGAUGUGAUGUUGUAUCAGUGUGAACUGGAUAAAGGUGAAGAGUGCGUAGUUUAUUUUCCUGCCAGAUAUCUCUCUCUCUCUCUCUCUCUCUCUCUCUCUCUCUCUCUCUCUCACACACACACAGACACACACACACACACACACAGACGUUGCACACUUUAACUGUGCCUCCUGUUGCUCCCUUCAAGUGAGCAUGCUCAAUGCUGGACUAUGAGAAGACCAGUUACUCAUCACGUGUAAUAAUGAGAUAAAACACACUAUAAUAUAUAGUUGGGGGAGAUGUGUGUGUGUGUGUGUGUGUGUGUGUGUGUGUGUGUGUGUGUGUGUGUGUGUGUGUGUGUGUGUGUGUGUGUGUGUGUGUGUAUAUAUACACAUGUCCAUGUUCAGCAGUCUGGGGGAAUUAAGGAGCUUCACAAUGCUUAAUAAGCGCAUAUUAAACAAGUAGGAUGUUAUUACGAAUUAAUUAAUAUGUUAUAGAUUGUAGUUAGCUGCAGUUGGAUCUGUGUGCGUCUCCUAAUGUAUGUUUUUACACAAUGCACACACACAGACACAAGUGUUUCUAUCCAUCAAAGUUCAGUACGUUCUAAGAUCGCUGAUUAAAUCACAGCUAACCAAUCAGAGAAAAUGGGGCGGAGCUUCGGAAUCACAACUGGGCUAACGGCAAACGGGAUCUCGAUCUUGGUGUGUGUGUAUGAAACAAUAUGAGAGAUGAACAUAGUGUAUUGGAUGCUUUGUUUUCUCCCAGACACACACACACACUUUUGUGCCGUUAACUUUAAGUACACAAGAUGGUAAGGUUCAAUGUUACGGUUCACUGCAAGUAUUCAAACAGGAAGAGGAAUGCUCGGGCGCAUGUUAAAUAAAUCUUAUUUUUUCUAAAAA